ACUUUGGUUGUGAAACUGCCUUCGUGUCGCUAGCCGAUGAAUUUUGCUGAGUAGGUUAAAUCAAAGUGAAUUUGUAGUUUAUUAAUUUACUUGCUAGUCGUUCAACUAAAGGCAAAUUGAAUAAAAUUGUUAUUAGAAAUCUUUAAAUAAUAAUCAACUGCAAAAUGGGUCUGUUAUAUGGGAUUGGUAUUAGGAUUAUGAAUUUUAUGGUAUUUUUCCUAAUCGUAAUUUUAUUGCCGGGUCUACCACCGCGAACCACUUUUCCCUAUAAAGCAUUUCAUAUUACACCUGCCAAAGAGUUAAAAGGUGCUUUGGAGCCCAAUCAACACCUGGAUGGUGCUGAACGUCUGUUGGAAGGGCGUGUCUAUGGCCCAGAAUGUCUUAUUGCGCGUAAAAAUGAAAUUUAUACCGGUAUACAUGGUGGUGAGGUGAUUAAAUUAACCGCUGACCACGUUACACACAUUACCAAGUUUGGACAACCUUGUGAAGAAAUAUUCGAAGAAUCUCGUUGUGGUCGACCUUUAGGCCUUGCUUUUGAUACACAAGGUAAUAAUUUGAUUGUUUCGGACGCUUACUACGGCAUUUGGCAAGUAGACCUUAACAGUAAUGAGAAGAAACUCCUGGUAUCGCCAAAUCAGGAACUCCCUGGUAAAGACGUGCAACGUAAAGCAAAAAUUUUCAACACAGUUACUGUGGAUCAGAAAGGUGAUAUUUAUUGGACUGAUUCAUCUUCAGACUUUUUGCUACUCGAUUUAGUGUUCAGCUCAUUUGCUAAUCCUUCUGGCCGUCUCUUCAAGUACGAUCGCGCUACCAAUGUUAGCAAGGUUUUAUUGGACGAACUAUUCUUUGCUAAUGGUUUGGCGCUAAGCCCUGAUGAGGACUUCAUUAUUGUUGCCGAAACUGGAGCGAUGCGUUUGGUUAAGUAUCAUUUAAAGGGCGCUAAAGCUGGACAGAGUGAAGUCUUUGUGGAGGGUUUACCUGGUUUGCCGGAUAAUUUGACACCUGACGCUGAUGGUAUUUGGGUGCCACUCAUUAUGGCAGCUGAUAGCGAACAUCCAAAUGGUUUCAAUAUUUUCGCCAAUUUCCCAAGUAUCCGUUUAUUCUUAGCCCGUCUCCUGGGUCUCUUCGAGUUGCCAUUCCGUUUAAUUAACAAUGCAUUUCCAAAUAAGUUAGCCCAGAGAUUUAUUCACUUCAUUGGACACGGUGAAAGUAUCUUACUGAUGGCGCCUAAACGCUCGACCAUUGUCCGUGUAGAUUGGAAUGGUAAUAUUGUUGGCUCGCUCCAUGGCACCGAUAGAUCUGCAGGCGCUGUUUCACAUGUAUUGGAGUUCAACGAUCACUUGUAUUUGGGUUCGCCGUUCAAUCGAUUUUUGGCACGUGUAAAAUCGCCUAGAGCCGGCAGACAGCCAGAGAUUAAGGUCAAAAAUGUCAGGUAUGAGGGCGCUGGUUUAGAAGCAUCUGUUAAGUCAUCACCAAGCACUACUACUGCUAAGCCUAAGCCUGCAGCUACUAAACCACUAACUACAACCACAGCGAAACCGACAACAACAAGAACUACUACGACAACAACAACAACCACAUCCACAACGCCACGACCAACAACGACUACGCCUAAACCGACAACAACAACAACAACAACGAAAAAACCUACAACUACUACAACAGCCAAACCAGUAACAACCACACCUUCGCCAUCUAAGUCAGCGACUAAAUCCGAUGCUGUAAAACAAAAACCCACACCACCAGCGGCUAAACCGACGACAGCUACACCAAAAGUGUCAACAACAACACCACGUCCUUCUGCAGAUUCGAAACGCGUGCCACCCAAAGAGCCAGCACCAAUUAAAGAGGAAAUACCAAACGAUACGAAACCACCAAAAUUCGACAAACUGAAAGUGAUUACCAAAACAGGCGAACAUCUCGAACUAUAAAACGACUAACUCCAACAAAAAACUAAAAACAUAAAUGCAUAUAAAUAUAUAGCAUCAUUUCCUGCCUUUGCCGUCUGAGGUGUCGAUCAACGAGCAUAGACACACACACACAUACACACAACAUAACUAACAACAUCAACAUUGAGCAGACGUGUUAUAAAAGCGCAUGCAAUGACAGGAAUUUAAAGUGAGAAUGCGAAUUAGUAGCAAUAAUGUAGUAAAUAUUUAUGAAAUAUGACAUAACUCGCGAUUAAACGAUUUCAAAGACUAUCGCAUAACCGUUAAACGCUGUUUAACGUAUCGGUCGUGUCGCCGAUAAAAGGCUGUUACACAAGUAGAGCUUAAAAAAUUGGUUUUAGCGGCAUAUUUUUGUUCGUUACAGCAAUAAAAGACUUCAGUACGUUAGAGUAUACAUUCCAAAUAACAUUCCAACAAAUUUUUAACGACGAAAAAGCGCUAAACACUUCUGCACUUAGUUAUAAAUGUUUGUAUUAUAAUUAUUAAAGAAUGUAUAUGCGACGCAAAUGUUUUUCAUAUAGAAAAUUAUAAAGAAAUAUUUCGAACAGACUUUUUGAUAUUAACUGGUAUUUAACUCAUUUGCUCAUUGUAAAAAAAUUACUUAAUAAUUGAAACAAUAAUCUCUAAAGAAACUAGUGCGGAUCUCUAUAUAAAAAAAUGUAUUAAAAAAUUAUUGGUUCGAACAAAGUUUUUGUAAACGUCCGCUAAAAUUAUCUCU
Ceratitis capitata (Mediterranean fruit fly) is the source of this 2667-nucleotide messenger RNA. It is a transcript of the gene Hmu, whose product is annotated as adipocyte plasma membrane-associated protein. Gene Ontology annotation, biological process: biosynthetic process. The record is from RefSeq and is a predicted model, not a curated record. Bases 165 to 1931 code for a protein of 588 amino acids. Lineage: Eukaryota; Metazoa; Arthropoda; Insecta; Diptera; Tephritidae. Gene Ontology annotation, molecular function: strictosidine synthase activity. The transcript has 4 exons.